Messenger RNA from Porites lobata, 471 nucleotides. Lineage: Eukaryota; Metazoa; Cnidaria; Anthozoa; Scleractinia; Poritidae. The record is from the annotation of a GenBank genome assembly.
AUGCCUGACAGCUUUAAAGAGAAAUACUCUUGCACCCGUGUAAUAAUCGAUUGUACAGAAAUUAGAUGCCAAAUGCCUUCCAGCCUUCUGUUGAAUUCCAAAUUGUUCAGCUCCUAUAAGAACCAUGUAACUCUAAAAGGCUUAGUUGGAAUUGCUCCCAGUGGAGCUAUAACUUUUAUCAGUCAGCUAUGUAGUGGAAGCAUUUCCGAUCACGAAAUUGUUGAACGAAGUGGUUUCCUGAAGUUAGAGUUUGACAAUGGUGACACCGUGAUGGCCGAUAAAGGUUUUACAAUUGGAGACCUACUCAUACUGGGUGUAACCCUAAACAUUCCCCCCUUUUUAGGGUCUAAUAGCCAAAUGACAGCACAAGAUUUUAUCAAGACUCAAGAAAUUGCUUCUGUUAGAAUACAUGUUGAACGGGCCAUCAAUAAAAUCAAGAAUUUUCACUUAUGGGAUAGUGUUGUACCCCUC